Molecule: messenger RNA, 1852 nt
Organism: Triplophysa rosa
Lineage: Eukaryota; Metazoa; Chordata; Actinopteri; Cypriniformes; Nemacheilidae
Gene: tom1
Product: target of myb1 membrane trafficking protein
Exons: 16
Coding region: 74-1438 (454 amino acids)
Biological process (GO): signal transduction
Cellular component (GO): endosome; membrane
Molecular function (GO): clathrin binding; phosphatidylinositol binding; ubiquitin binding
Source: RefSeq, a predicted model, not a curated record
GGUUGAGUUUGUUUGAGCAGUGCAUCUGAUCAACCCAAGGCAGAAACCCUGAUCUCAACAGCUCGGAGAAAAUAUGGAGUUUUUCCUUGGAAACCCUUUUUCUACACCCGUAGGUCAACUCAUAGAAAAUGCCACCAGUUCAUCACUCCCAUCAGAAGACUGGGGUCUCAAUAUGGACAUCUGCGACAUUGUCAAUGAAACCGAUGAUGGAGCCAAGGAUGCCGUCAGAGCAAUAAAGAAGAGAAUUUUGGGAAAUAGGAAUUUUAAAGAAGUUAUGCUGACUCUGAGUGUGUUGGAGGCCUGCGUUAAAAACUGCGGGCACAAAUUUCACACCUACGUGUCUACUAGAGACUUUGUGGAGAAUGUUAUGGUCCAGACGAUCGUGCCUAAAAAUAACCCUCCAUUGAUUCUUCAGGAAAGAGUGCUAACUAUGAUACAGGCGUGGUCCGAUGCCUUUCGCAGUUCUCCAGAUUUGACGGGUGUAGUGACCGUGUAUGAAGAUCUCCGGAGAAAAGGCGUGCAGUUUCCCAUAAAUCAAUCCAAUGGCUGUUCCCCUAUUCAAACUCCUAACAGGACUAUUGAAUCCAUGUAUUCAGAGAGACGGACGGUUACGGCGUCACAACCACAGAGUACAGAAACGAAGCUUGAAAUGUCACCACAACAGUUGAAGAGAGACCUAGAGAUGGUGCGUAAUAAUCUAUCGGUGAUGUCAGGGAUGAUGUCUCGAAUGGGAAGUGUUCGCCAGUCGGACAUGGAACAAUUACAGCAGUUGUAUGUGACGUGUAAGAAUAUGCAAGGCCGAAUACUGGAGCUCAUACCCAGCGUUACAGACGAGAAACUUAUAGGACAAUUACUGAUUGUCAACGAUAACAUGAACACAACCUUUGCACAAUAUCACAGUUUUGAAAAAAAUCUCAAACCACAGAGCAAUGUACAGUCGAGCACAACAAAGGCAAAUGUCAUUGAUUUUGGUGCCACUCCUAACCAACUAAUAGCAGGAAAUACACCUCAAAGUGUCGUCAGCCAAUCAACAGUCAAGAUGCUGUCCAAUCAGAUGGCAGGAUUGAGUACAAAAACAGAAGUCUUUACCCAAAAUAAAAGCAGCACAUUACAAAGAAGUCCGGAAAACCUUGUAGCAUAUGAUGGUCUGACUGCCAAUCCCAGAAAGCAACAGGACACCAGCACGGAUGACAAUGUAGACUCCACCGCCCUCGGCAGCUCGCCUCAGUUUCACUGGAUGAUUGAAAAGGGAAUGAUCCCUGUCGAUCAGAUUGACAUGAUGGAAGACAUCGAGCAGUGGCUUAAUGUGGAUGUGGAUGAUUCAGAGGGGGUCACUAGUGAAGAGUUUGAUAAAUUCUUAGCAGCAAGAGCGAAAGCAGCGGAAAGCCUUCCUUCAGUAAACGAGUCACUCCAUAACCCAGACUGCUCACAACUGUAGUUCUGUAGUAGCUUUAAGUAAAUUUGUCCCGGGUCAAUGUAAACAACAUUAAUGCACUGUUUACACCUCUGCUGCAGCAAUAACCCGUUUUCAACAUUGCGUUUUGCACACAAAUGUUUAGUUAUAUGUCCCUUUUAGGUUUAUAAUGUAUGUUUUUAGUUAAUUAACCAUGCAAUGGUUAUACUAUUUUGUUAAUCUUUUGGAGAAUGGUUCUAUGGUAAAGCAUGAUAAAUGCUUUUUUCUUUAUUUAAUAUUGGUAAGCUUAAAUCGUUGAUGUGUAUAUACACUGUAUGUAUAUAGGCUAACAUUUUAUUAGGCUACUUUAAAAGAGGUGGAUUUUACAGUAAGGAACGUGUAAAAUGUAAGUUGUUUUAUUUUCUUAAAAUAAAUGCUGUUUAAUUCUGCAGACCUGCA